AUAAUCAUAUAUUUCACAUUUCAAUUCUUUAUUGUUGUUACAAGUGAAAAAUGUCUAUUUUGUAUAUUAAAAUAAUUUAUAUUAUAACUCCUAAUAGAAUACGAUGUUAGGAGUUUAAAAGUAAAGCUUAAGUGAAAUUUCUAGUAAUAGCCAUUGCGUCUCAUACCAUUAAUCCGUUCUUUAUAAUAGGUGUUACAAUGUUGCGUUGGGCUUUUAUUGCAUUAUUCUAUCUUAUUUGUAUUUGUGAGGCUUCCGAUGAAGCAAAAGGGGAGAAAAACGUGGUUGUUGAUUGUAGCACUUUAAGAUUAGGUCAAUAUAUUUGCCCUGAUCCAAAUAUAAACCACAUUGAUCCAGAUACACAACAAUUACGAGGUUGUACGAAAGGCAAAAUAGAUCCAUCAGAAGGGGAAGCUGAAGUGAAAUGCCUAGCUGCAGAAGGAAUUAUAUGCAAUGAAACAAACAAUUCAACAUUUGUAAGAAAAAUGCCUUGCAAGUGGACGAAUGGAUACUCUUUAGAAAUAGCUCUGUUAUUAUCAGUAUUUCUGGGUAUGUUUGGUUUGGAUAGAUUCUACCUUGGUUACCCAGGUAUAGGACUGGCCAAGCUGUGUACACUAGGAUUUAUGUUCCUGGGACAACUCUUAGAUAUUAUAUUGAUUGCUGCGCAGGUGGUUGGUCCAUCUGACGGUUCGGCAUAUGUGAUACCAUUUUACGGAGCUGGUGUGCAAGUUGUCACAAGUGACAAUGAAACGUACCUUCUUCCUCAAGCAGAUUGGCACAACAUCACCUGACAGUGGGGAACCAUCUCUUUUGAGCUCGACGAAGAUUAUGAUUGGACUUAACAGUGAAUUGUUGAUUAUGCAACUUUAGUUUAAAAUAUUUUUACGAACAUCUUGUAUUGAUUAUAGUGAGAGAUUUUUGUGUUGCAACUUUGGUCUAUAUUGUUGAGUAAUAUAAAUUUAAUUAAUGAGGCAUAAUAUUUUAAAAUUGUAUAAUCAAUGUAAAUAUUAAGUGAUAUUAGGUAAUAAAGUGUUGUAAAUACUUAUUUAAGCUAAUAAUGUCUGCUGUUAACAGCAAGAAAUUUGAGUUUAAUAAUGAGUUAAAUUGAAAAUUGUAAAUAAAAGUCAUAUUAACAACAUC
Colias croceus (clouded yellow) is the source of this 1137-nucleotide messenger RNA. RefSeq names its product TM2 domain-containing protein CG10795 (gene bisc). The record is from RefSeq and is a predicted model, not a curated record. Lineage: Eukaryota; Metazoa; Arthropoda; Insecta; Lepidoptera; Pieridae. Bases 198 to 788 code for a protein of 196 amino acids. The transcript has 4 exons.